AAAAAAAAAAUACAGACUUCACGCGCGUUUUUUUCUUUUAAAACAAGCAUGUAUAGAAUAAAUACGUGCCCGUUCUGAAUGUAAACAGUGCCAGACUGAAAAAUCUGCCAGGAAUGACAAAACCAAACUGGUCAUUGAUUCAUUUUUCAAGUGCCGCGAUCAUCAGAGGAAUGUACAGGAACGCUGUUUUUUUACUGAACUAAUUUGCCUCCGUAUACCAUUAAACCCAAUAGGCACAUAUAUAUAAAGGUUUAGCGUUUGGCCUUUUUACUUUUUAAUGUCCGUGACCUGUUUUUACAAUUUAGACCAUAUAGGUACGAAAAAAAACCCCGAAAUGUUAAAGAUAAAAGAAAACCUAAAAACCAGACUUCAGGUUUUGUCAUCCGGCGUUGCUGAAUGAAGUUAGUGAUCCAUCGUCCCUGUCUGGAACACGCUCCACGAUCACUUCACAUGACAUCUUAGUGGGUUAAACUGCAAAAGCGGAUAAAGCGUUGUAACAGCAUUGACUCAACGACAGAAAAUAGAUGUCUUAGUCAUGUAAAAAUGACGCCCACCACCAAUCUCCGAGUCCUUGCCAUCUCCCUGCUCUCCCUCUUCACUGCCCCACUUACCGCUGCUGUGAAGACCCCUUCGUACCCCCCUCCUCAGCACACAGACCGCUCAGGGCUCACCGAGCACCCCGAGGCCGACUCCAGUACCCCCCUGCUGCUGCGUGCCAUCCAGGCCGAUGCCAGGCCAGCUGCUCUCCGAGGCAGACCCAAACCCUCCGAGAAGCUUCCAGAAAUCUCAGAGGGAGUUCUCGAGACGCCGCCGAGACCCCUGCCGCAGGUCAUGUUCCCCAAGAACACGACCGCAACGGAGUCGGUCACAACCCGUUUCAGAGCGGCCCAGGUGCCGCCCGUUAUGGAAGGCUGGCCGGACGUAUGUUGGGGUUACUACGACGUGAUGGGACAGUUUGACAACGCCUUCAACUGCUCCAAGGACACCUUCAUCUACUGCUGUGGAACGUGCCACUACCGCUUCUGCUGCCCGGAGCGAAGCCGCAAGCUGGAGCAGGAGAACUGCAAAAACUACAACUCCCCAGACUGGGCCAAACCGCAGACAGACGCCAUGAUAAUACCAGAGGAGUUGGGCAACGACCCGGACUUUGAUCCACUGAAGCAGCAGAGCCACAACACGGGCUUCGUCAUCGGUGGGGUCGUCGUGUUCAUGGUGGCUGUAGCUGUGGGCAUCAAGGUGGUCUUCAACAAGGUGCAACAGGAAGCCAACCAGCGGGACUUGAAUAUGCCCAGAGCCCUGGUUGACAUGUUGCGGCACCAGUCCAGCCCAGUCCAGCAGGAUGAAAGAAACAACAGCGUGGCUCUGACCGUAGGGGACGGAACAGGGACUAUAGGAAGAGCUCCCAAAAACCUCUACGCCCCAGGAGUGCCCAACAAAGACAACAGAUUGGGCAAUUUGCAACACAAUUUCAUCCACUCGUCAGGCUCCAGCCCCAAGCACACUGCAACCAUCGAACGCACCCCCCGGAUGAACAAUGCUCAGCUGGCAGCUGGAGGCACCCUGCUCUCCAGUAAACACAACAACACCAAAUCCCAGCCUUCCUUCCACCAUUCCCUGCACAACCUGGCCCAGCUGCCGCCUUCCUACGAGAGCGCCACCAAGCCUGAGCUCAACAGAUACUCUUCGCUCAAACGCCUCGAGAAAGGUCUCGAUGAGUACUCGUCUGGUUACUGCACCACCAAGCGCCGACCUCACACAGCCCAGCCGGCACUCCAGUCCUCUCAGCACCACCUCCACUGGGGUGGAGACUACACCCUCAGUGGCAGAGGCACCCUUCCUAGGCAUGCGGUCCGUCCCUGGAUCCCUCCGCCGCCCUCGGGCAUGCCCAUCUCUCCCAUGCCUGCCUCUCCCACUCCUAAUCCGUAUCCUCUGGACCCUCCAGAACCGCAGUUCAAUCCCAACUAUGACACCCUCUCCAAGCCGCCGAGAAAAGUUAAGUCCACGGACCAACUGCUCAACAUGGGUGAUGUCCCAGGCAACACUGGGACUCUGUCCCGGCUGUCCAAGAACCAACAGCACCAGUACUACAAAGCGAUGGCUGCUUCCAACAAGAAUUCCAACACACAAACCCUGACCAGGAAGACACAGGACAGGCAGGAGAGACAGGAGAGGCAGGAAAGGCUGCUCAUGUCCCCAGACCAUUUGGAGGAGAGGAUGGGGGUCGGUGGGAUUGGGGUUGGCGGAAUGGGUGUCGUAGACCCCUACGUCCACACAGGAGGUGGCGUCCCCACGCUGCCUCGCCAGCAGAAGGCCCAGUCCCAGCAGAACGUGUGCGCCACGCCCUCCCUCGACCGGCACCACAUGAUCAAGAUGAACUCUCACCCCACAUCCGGACGAGAGCAGGAGAGGAACACGACCGGGACCGGUCAUGUGAGCGGGAGCGGCAUGGGCUGGUCGGCGGGGGAGAUGCCCGGAGCGGGGGUUGUUAUGGGAACGGGAACGCUAGGAGGCCACAGCGCCAGGAGGAUGGCUUUUGCAGCAAAAAGGCAGAACACCAUCGAGCAGCUACAUUUCAUACCGGGAGGGGGUGGUGGGGGGUCAGCAGGAAGUGCAGGUGGCAGCCAGGGAAUCAGGACAGGGAGUAAAAACGAGGUGACGGUGUAGGAUCUGUGCCUAGUGUUGAGAGUAGUCCUUAGAUGUUUGGGAGUAGAUCCCCUUCUACAUUUAACUAUUAGAUUCAACAAGAACUAAAACUAGAAACAGUACAGUAGUAACAGUAUCACGUGUUUAGGCUAUUGAGAUUAGUUUUACUCUUGUAAUGAAAUUAGCUUGAUUAUGACUGCUUAUAAAUUUAAAGAUCUGGAUGGGGAAACCCGUUUCCCUUUUUGUGAUAGUCUACAUCAGCCAUAUUUUGUAACAGAGUUUGCCAUAUUGCCAUAAACAGCAGUGCCAUUACUUGUAGAGGGACAGAUAGGAUAGGUGUAAGAAAAUAAAACAGAUGGUCAUAGCUUAGUUUUUAUAUGUUUUUCAAAAAAAAAAGUACUCAGGAGCCAUAUUAGAUAGGGAACCAGACAAUAUAACAAAGAUGCGAUGAAGCAGAGGACGACGCGGAUUACUUUGUUGCAAAGUUUCAGAAAGCAGAGCCAACUAGCCGGACUUGUAGGGAUUUGCUGAACUGGUGGAUCUAAACGCUCGGUGGACCAGAUGGGUCUCAAAGACCAUUGUGCCUGGUGAAUUUAUUUAUUUUAUAUUUUCUUUUGGAGAUUUUACUUUCUGCUGAACAAACCUCGUCCCGGCGCAGGGAGACUGAACUCGUUCCUUGAUAUGUAACUGCGUGGAGAAGGUGGAGGCUUUUUCAGCAGCUUUCCGUCUUAUUUAAACUGCAGCCGUACCUACAUUAACAAUCCAAUUGCCUGGGUUGCCUAGAUUUCCAUGUGACCUUAGAUUAAACCACCAGAAGAGACUCACACUCUGAUCACUGUUACACAACAGGAAGCUGAUAUGUAAACUCAUAUUAGAUCACAUAAGUGGGGUGAGGUUUCCCCAAUGCUCUCAUUUACAGAUCAGGUCCUACCUGUAUGAGCAGUGGCUUACCAAAUAAAAACAAAGUUUUUAAAAAGAGCCAUCGGUGGUGAUGUUACACAACAAUGAUCACACAAACCUACAGAAUCCAGAGAUUAAAGAGCAGCAUUUCUUCAGUUUACCUACAUAGAGGCAACGCUGCGAUCUAGGUUACAUGUGAAGAGCACAACAAGGUUGCACUUACACAGAACUGUCCUUCAAAGCCAUUUAUGGAGAUACAAAGGAAAUGCCACCCUGGAAGCUGGUCUGACAAUCACCACCUAAUUACUAUGGCCAGGUGACACGUUACACAAGUCAGUGAUGUUUUUUUUUACAGUCAAAGGAUUGGUUUCAAAAGUAAGCCAAAGACCUCAGUCAGGCGCGAUGGCGACCUGAGG
Nematolebias whitei (Rio pearlfish) is the source of this 3959-nucleotide messenger RNA. It is a transcript of the gene shisa7a, whose product is annotated as protein shisa-7. Gene Ontology annotation, biological process: regulation of short-term neuronal synaptic plasticity; regulation of AMPA receptor activity. The record is from RefSeq and is a predicted model, not a curated record. Bases 544 to 2664 code for a protein of 706 amino acids. NCBI's taxonomy places the organism in Eukaryota, Metazoa, Chordata, Actinopteri, Cyprinodontiformes, Rivulidae. Gene Ontology annotation, cellular component: postsynaptic density; AMPA glutamate receptor complex; postsynaptic membrane. The transcript is spliced from 5 exons.